Molecule: messenger RNA, 888 nt
Organism: Saimiri boliviensis boliviensis (Bolivian squirrel monkey)
Lineage: Eukaryota; Metazoa; Chordata; Mammalia; Primates; Cebidae
Gene: PCLAF
Product: PCNA clamp associated factor
Biological process (GO): translesion synthesis; regulation of cell cycle
Cellular component (GO): nucleus
Molecular function (GO): chromatin binding
Source: RefSeq, a predicted model, not a curated record
GGAAAGAGACCGAUAUAAACUGUGGCGGGAGAUUAGCUUUUGGGUCCUUGUCCAGUGAAACAUCCUCGGCUGGGAAGUUAGUUGGUUAUCUCCUCUCCUCUCAUCUUGUUUGAAUAUGGUGCGGACUAAAGCAGACAGUGUUCCAGGCACCUACAGAAAAGUGGUGGCUGCUCGAGCUCCCAGGAAGGUGCUUGGUUCUUCCACUUCUGCCACUAAUUCGACAUCAGUUUCAUCGAGGAAAGCUGAAAAUAAAUAUGCAGGAGGGAAUCCCGUUUGUGUGCGCCCAACUCCCAAGUGGCAGAAAGGAAUUGGAGAAUUCUUUAGGAGGUCCUCUAAAGAUUCUGAAAAAGAGAAUCGUAUUCCUGAAGAGGCAGGAAGCAGUGGCUUAGGAAAAACAAAGAGAAAAGCAUGUCCUUUGCAACCUGAUCACACAGAUGAUGAAAAAGAAUAGAACUUUCUCAUUCAUCUUUGAUUAACAUCUCCUUGUUUACUCUGGUAUUCUAGAACGUAAAUUUACAUAAAUGUAUUUGCUCCAAUUAGCUUUGUUGAACAGGCAUUUAAUUUAAAAAUUUAGGUUUAAAUUUAGAUUUUCAGAAGUAGUGAAAUUGGAAAAUUUGUAAGACUAAUUAUGGUAGCUUAGUAUUCAAUAUAGUGCAUUAUUGGGUUUCUUUUACCAAAUUAAGUGUCUUGUUGCUAAAAUCAUUCAUUGCAUUGUGUUCUGAUUACAAGUAUGCUAUAUUUGAGAUUUGCUUAGAUUGUUGUACUGCUGCCAUUUUUAUUGGUGUUUGAUUAUUGGAAUGAUGCCAUAUUGUGACUCCUUCUAUUUGCUUUAAAAAGCAGAGUUAGAUUUUCGCAUAUUAAAAAAAAUUCAGUAUUAAUUAAACAUUA